AUGAACAAUUGCAUGGCAAUCAUUAUUUCAAUCGCCCUUCUUCUGGGUAACUCUGUCAAGCUCCGAGCUUCCGUUACUGGGCCAGUUCCCUCGGACGGUGAUGGUCCUGCGUCUCAGGUGUGUCAGCAGUGCUGCCAGGGACCUGCUGCAAUACCCGGCAUACCAGGUCUGCCUGGGCCAGUAGGACCGAUGGGGCCGUACGGUCAGCUGGGGUCAAAGGGCGAUGCGGGUCAGCAAGGUCAGAAAGGUGAGAUUGGAAAGAUUGGACCUAUGGGUGAUCGGGGAGCACCUGGGAACACUGGGUCUAAAGGUGAUUAUGGGAUUGGUCUGCCUGGCAAGAUAGGUCCCAGAGGUAUACCAGGUAUCGUUGGAAGAAUCGGAGAAACUGGUGUCAAAGGUCAGAAGGGUGAGCCAGGACAAACACCAGACGACUCCAACCAGCGGGUAGCAUUUACCGUGGUGAGGACGAGUACCUCGGAUACCUCUACGAGUCACGACACCCGUUUGCCAUUCCAGGAGACCGAGACGCUUUUGCCAGGUACCAGCUUCGAUCUCGAGACUGGCACAUUUACCUGUACAGUGCCGGGCACCUACGUGUUUACAUUUUCUGUGCUUUCACACAGUAUCCUGUACAUACAUCUGAAGAAAAACAACGACUGGGUUGUCACUGGACAUAGCGGGGAUUCAACUAUUCAAGAGCAGGUGUCUGGGAGCGCGGUGCUGGUGCUGCACCGUGAAGACACGGUGUAUCUUACCAUUCACGGUCGGGCGGGUAGUAAUUCAUAUCGCUACAUUUCAUUCAGUGGCUUCCUCCUUUACCCCGAAUAGUCAAACACAAUAACCACGCCUAUUAUAUACACGAUCACGCGCAUCGCCGAAUUUUCAAUCGCUCCACCGUCUAUCCGAAACAAUAUCUAAUUAAUGAGUAAGUGUAAAAUUAAAAUUCUUUCAAUUUUAUCAAAAUAAUUCAGUUGAAUACUGUGUUACAUGAACUUUAAUAAGUGCAUACGCAGAACAGUUUUACGGCAUUGGAUUAACACAUGGUUUUGAAUGCUUAAUAGUAGCACCGUAUGGUAUCGUUUAAGUAACAUUUAAAACAAAUCUUACAGCCUACUUAAAAGUACUGAAAUUAUAUUAUCCUGAUUGAAACGUUUGUAUGUGUGUCUAAUAAUGUAGAAAUAGA
Messenger RNA from Patiria miniata (bat star), 1183 nucleotides. Its product is annotated as collagen alpha-1(X) chain-like. Gene Ontology annotation, molecular function: protein binding. The coding region runs from base 1 to 828 and encodes 275 amino acids. The transcript has a single exon. Lineage: Eukaryota; Metazoa; Echinodermata; Asteroidea; Valvatida; Asterinidae. The record is from RefSeq and is a predicted model, not a curated record.